AUGCCAGAUCCCAAUUCGCACGGGCGCCAGACUCGGUCACCUGCGGUCCGCCGAAAUGGAUCCCUGCAGUCUUGCGAGCCAUGUCGCAAAUCCAAAUUGCGAUGUGACCAUGGGAGACCGGUAUGCAGCAGAUGUUCAACAAAAAAUAUAGCAGCGAGAUGCUUUUACCAUCCUGCACCCAUGACAAAAAGGGUAGCCUCAGGACUUGUUAAACCUUCUCGACAAUCACGCAGUCAGCCAAAUUCAAAUAUCUCAAGCCCAGGGCCUGCCCUGGAGAGCAUUCAUCGACUUCGCACCACUCUCGAGUCGCCCUCUGCUUCUCCAGGCUACUUGGGUUCGACAAGCUUUUCGGCCGUUCUUGCUGAGCACCGUUUAGAGUUCUCUCUUAAUCUUGCAAGUAGCUCCAUGCCUGGCACAUUGGCACGACCAAUUGAUCCCGAGCGCCUCCAGACUGGAAUGCGAUUGCUCAAGUUGCUUCAUAGCCUCAAGGUCUGCGAUAGCUUAAUUCGGAGAUACUAUUCUCGAGUUCUUGUUGGUGUCAUCCCAGAAACAGUUAUGACAUCCAUUCUACGCUCUACCCGGAAUGUUCUCGAGAGCAUUGAUCACGGUGGAGAUGUCGAUAGUCAGUUUCAAGACCUGGUUUGUAAGAUAUCGCAGAAUACAUCCAGACCAUUAUCGACCCAUGGUUCGAUGACAGUGGAGCAAUAUUGUGCAACCUUUACGGAUGAAAACUUGCGCUGGGAGGCUAUAGGCAUUGUGUUUGCAACCUCCGGCAUAUCGCUCUCGUCCACACCGGAAAAUGACCCGGAUCUUAACCAAGUGGCGCCAGACAAUCCAGCCCGAGACAGACUUCGUGCUCAGCUGGUUGAGGCGAGCGGCACCUGCCUCGGAUUCUGUGAUCAGAUGUCUUCCGUUAAUGAGCUGUUAGGGUUCUACCAAUAUAACGAUGUGGCUUUUCUCACCCACUGCUACGGUGACUCGAGCUAUCAAGCUUGGCGUCGCCGCGGUGAAUUAUCUGCCACGAUAUAUGCAGCUGGACUUCAUCAGGAGGGUUCGCCGGCCGAUGACUGCCCCUUUUUUCUUCAGCAAUGGAGAAGAUGGUGCUUUGCUGCUGCAUUCUCAAUGGACAAGAAUCAAGCCACAUUCGUGGGGAGACCGCCAUCCAUUAAUUAUCGCUAUUGCACACUAACACCUCCACUGGAUCUUAGCGAGGACCUACUGAUCACCGGUGGGGACAACCUAGCCAGCGCAAUCUCAAAGCUAGAUAGCUCGGGAUGGGCAGCCAAGGACGAGAACGACCGAGUGAGUGUGCUCCGUCUCCGAUUUACGUUCGCCGUGUUUAGGGAACAAGCUCUUGAGAUAGCUCUGGGAACCAGUGAGCAUGUAGAAUUGGUGCAAAGAGCCAGCCAAAUUAUCGAGAAUGCGCGAGAGUCAUGGGGAGCAUGUCCUGCUCGUCUGCGAUAUGAUGUUCCCGGGCAAGGGGAUGAACUGGGGUGCUCUCCCAAGUCCUUCACCUUGCUUCACAUUUUCCUUGACUAUCUAUAUACUAUUUUCCUCCUUCAGAGGACUAUUGUCAAGCGUACGGACACCGGGCAGGAGGCUCUGUUGGAUACGUCAAGACAUAUCCUGUCCAUUAUCGUCAAAGGCCAUGCCAGCAGGGACACCGUCCUUGACUUGAGCACACAUCGUGCUUGGAUUCUUCUCUACUACGGCCUCCCCAGUGCCAGUGUGCUCAUCCUCGAGCUUCUUCACCAAAACCAAGGCCUGCGUUCAUACACUACUGUGCUACCUCGCGCGGAGAUUAUCCGGAACCUGAGUGUUUUUAUAUCAUGUCUGUCUUGGGUGGCGCGACCUGGCCACGGUAAUUAUCACACGUGCAAGGAGGUGGAGAGGAAGCUGUCCCAUAUUCUUGACCAGGUUCUCGAUCCUCAGCCCAUUGAAGACUUUGCCUUCAAUGAUGCCACCUCUGGCCUGUACAGCCUGCUAGACUGGGACAAUCUCAACAACUGGGAUUUCACUUCCGAGUAUCUACCUUCGCAAAAUGGACUUCCUCUGUGA
This is a messenger RNA of Aspergillus sclerotioniger CBS 115572, 2058 nucleotides long. RefSeq names its product putative C6 transcription factor. The transcript has 5 exons. Gene Ontology annotation, molecular function: zinc ion binding; DNA-binding transcription factor activity, RNA polymerase II-specific; DNA binding. The coding region runs from base 1 to 2058 and encodes 685 amino acids. The record is from RefSeq and is a predicted model, not a curated record. Lineage: Eukaryota; Fungi; Ascomycota; Eurotiomycetes; Eurotiales; Aspergillaceae. Gene Ontology annotation, biological process: DNA-templated transcription; regulation of DNA-templated transcription. Gene Ontology annotation, cellular component: nucleus.